AACAAACCCAACCUUCUAAAAACAACAUUCUAAAAACGGGAAAAAAUAAUAAAGAAAAGGAUAGCUUCUUUCUUCUUUUUGUUGUUCUGGGCAUUAUCAUGAAAAUGGGAUUUUCAUGGAUGUGAAUUUUGGGUGCAAAGAGCCAUUAAAAAAAUGGCUGCUGAGAUUGAAACUCGUCACAGCUUUUGCAGCAACAACAACAACAACAACACUUGUUCUUCAUAUCACCAUCUCUUGGAGGAAUUAUCUACUAUACUGGAUCAUGGUUCAAUUUCUUUCGGAAGAUAUGCUGGUGACUCAAUUGCAUGGGAAAAAUGGUCAGUUUUCACUCACAAUAGAUGUCAAGAGGAACUAGAGAAAUUCAAGGCCCCCGGAUUAGUUGCUCAAAAGAAGGCCUACUUUGAAGAAUACUACAAAUAUGUUAGAGCUAUGAAAGAAUUACCAGCUCAUCAGCAAGAAACCUGCAGAUCUGAUCCUAGUCAAGAGACACAGGAGAACACAACACUUAUAGGAAAUGGUAUUGAUGCUGCUGUCGCAGAAAAGGAAGAUAAACUGAGUAAUGUUAGUCAAAUUCAGAUCUUAGACAAUGCUAAGGCUAUUCACCUGAAUCCAAACAACUUGAAACCAUCUUGCAAAGAAGCGGAAAGUUGCUCUAGUGGAAACAAUCAUGCUACCAUAAAGGAAGGACCAAAUGUCUCCACAAAUAUUGUUGAAGCAGAAAAUUAUUUUGGAGAGGCUUCUGUCCCUUGCUCUCCGCUGCUUGAUGGAAAUUCCGAAAGUGUUCAGCAAAACAGCAUUGCCUUCGGCAAAAUGAGUCAAACUAUCAACGAACCGAGAAAGCAUGGCACUCUUCUGGAGGAUAAGGGAACUGUUGCUUUUGUGAUAAACAAAGCAAAGGUAAGCAGCAUAACUACAAAAGAUGCUGUUAUGAAAUCCAAGCCAAAGCCAUGUUUUCAGCAGCAAGCUACUGUUAAGGUCAAUAAAAGUGUCCCUUCAAGAAAAAAAAGCACUUCGAAUGCUGUAGGAAAUAUUAACAGACAAAUUACUGAACCACACUCCAGUUUCCCUAGAUUGUGUGUGUUGUCGGCAAGGGGUAGGGUGGUGUCAUCUUCUUCUAGCUCUAGCAUUAGAAAAGCGGAGGCCAAGCCAAGUUCAAAUUCUCAACAUUCAAGAACCAAACUAGAAACAAAGUUGCUAAUUCAAAUUCCCAAUGUUCAAGUAACAAGGCUGGCGUCAUCUACUUCUACCUCUAGCAUUAGAAAAGCUGAAUCCAAGCCAAGUUCAAAUUCUCAACAUUCAAGAAACAAACUAGAAACAAGGUUGCCAGUUCUUUCCAGAUCUGCUAAGAGCAUUUCCGAAAACAUUGCUCUAACUGAUGGUCUCAGAAACAUGGCUCAUGACGGGAGGAAGUCGUCAGAGUGGAGUAAAUGCCAUAUGAGAUCAGGGGUUGAAGAAUCUACCAGCCAGAGAUCAAAAGUGAAAUUCAGAAACCUCUAUGCUCAAGAAAAGUCAAAUAACAGCAUUGGAGUUGAACGGUUCAGGAGUUAUAACAAAGAGCUAAAACAGGAAGAGGGAAAGGACAAGAUUCACGUGGGACUCAGAAGAGAUGCAAAACACACGUCAACCCUGUUGUCUCGAACUAACAGGGUUUCAGUCCAAAAGCUUGCUCACAAGAUUGUACCUCUGGAGUCUGUAAAACUUAAGUGUGAUGUAGCAGAACAAAGGCAGAAGAGGCCAAUCUGGCGGUGGUGAAAGUGAGACGAGGGAUAUUGAGGGUCUCUGCCUUAUUCCAAGCAUGUUGAAUCAGUAAAGGUUUUCUAGGAUGCAAGAGAAUGGAAUGAGAACUUGUAUAUAUAUGUUGAUAAUUUUAAAUACAUAUUUUUCUUAACCUGUAAAUGCUGAGAACAAAUGUAUUCAUUGUGCAAAUGUGCCAUUGGAAUUAAUCAGUAGUCAUGUUUGUGUCACAUAACCAUUAUUCUCUCUUUUCAAAAUUGACUUAUCAGGGUGUAUAGUACUAAUGUUUUUAUAUCUCAUGAUCCCUCUUUCAUGUGCGAUGUGAGAUUGGAAUAUUUUGUCUAUUCUCCUUUGGAGGGUUUGAGAUGACAUUUUUCCUCAUUUAAUCUCGUGACGUCAUCAUUGCAGAGACUGAUCACUGUCAACCUCAUUUUGAGGGAUUUGGCGUGGGUCGAACAGUUUAAGAUUUGCUCUGAUAUUAUUUGUCAUGUGAUCAAUAUUUUUUUUUUUUUUAAAUUGACUUAUCAAGGUGUGCAGUGUCAAUAUUUUUGUGUUUUAGUGAUUUCUUUUCCAUAUUCGAUGUAAGAUUUGAAUAUCCUACCUAUUUUCUUUAGAGCACUUGACUUGACAUUUGAUCACCAUCGAUGAAUGAUCGUUUGAAGUGUUAGAUAAUGAAUCGUUUCAAGUUUAAGAUGACCUGAAAUGCUAUCUAAUCUAAUAUAGUUGGCCUUAUUCCGGGCCCUCUUUCUUUGUCAUCGAUUAAUAGGCUA
Molecule: messenger RNA, 2504 nt
Organism: Durio zibethinus
Lineage: Eukaryota; Viridiplantae; Streptophyta; Magnoliopsida; Malvales; Malvaceae
Source: RefSeq, a predicted model, not a curated record